Acanthosepion pharaonis is the source of this 672-nucleotide messenger RNA. The record is from the annotation of a GenBank genome assembly. Lineage: Eukaryota; Metazoa; Mollusca; Cephalopoda; Sepiida; Sepiidae.
AUGCAUACAUCUAUCUAUCCAUCUAUCUAUCUAUUUUAUUUCGUAUCUAUCUUUAUAUUUAUCUAUCUAUCUAUUUUAGAUUCGUAUCUAUCUAUCUAUCUUAGUUUCGUAUCUAUCGAUUUUAGUUUCGUAUCUAUCUAUCUAUCUAUCUAUCUAUCUAUCUUAGUUCUGCAUCUAUCUAUCUAUCUAUCUAUCUAUCUAUCUAUCUAUCUUAGUUCUGCAUCUAUCUAUCUAUCUAUCUAUCUAUCUAUCUAUCUAUCUAUCUAUCUAUCUAUCUAUCUAUCUCAGUUCAGUUAUCUAUCUAUCUAUCUAUCUAUCUAUCUAUCUAUCUAUCUAUCUAUCUAUCUAUCCCACCAUUCACUGCGUUCGAUUGGGCAAUGCCCAGAUUCUUUUCUGUGUAUGCCAAUCGGGAGACAUUUUAGUCUCCACGUCUUAACGCUUCUUCUCUUCCGUCUUUCCUCUUUGGACAAUUACAACACAAGACAUGUCUGUCUCUUUCCAUUUCCAGUCAGUUCCUUUAGCUUUUUAUAUAUUUCUUACUCUAUCGUUGAUUGCCUCUUUGUAUCCAUUAGACUCUUCCUAUUUAUCUAUCUAUCUAUCUAUCACAAUCUAGAAUGUACGUAUCUAUCUAUCUAUCUAUCUAUCUAUCUAUCUAUCUAUCUAUCUAUCUAA